AAAUAAUAAAGGCCGAGAGAGUCUUUAGAUAAACAUUGUAAUUUUUAUUUAAAAUGUUUUCAACAAAGUGUUAUAUUUUGUUGUGUUUUGCUACUUAUUUUGUUGCUAAAUCUGAUGCUAGUGUAGUGCCAUUCAUAAAUCCAUGUGCACCAAACGAUCAGAAAUGCAUUCUGUUAAGUGGAAAAGCAGCGUUACCUCACCUCACCGCCGGUUUACCGGAACUGGGAAUACCUGUCAUUGAUCCUAUAAAGAUUGACUCUGUCAGAUCUGAUGGUAACAGUUUGAAACUUGGCUUCCGAAAUAUCCAGAUCACCGGUGUUAAGAAAUGCAAGAUGACUGAACUUGGACGUAACCCUGAGAAGCAUACAAUGAAGAUGACGGUUGAGUGUCCGCUCUAUGGAUCUGGACAGUACGAUCUGAAGGGAAAGCUGGGCUUUAUCGAGGCGUACGGCGAUGGAGACUUUGAAAUGCAUACAGAAAAAGUCAGAAUCACAGUUGAAAUUAAAAUAAAAGAUAUUCAAAAAAAAGGAGAAAAAUAUUGGAAGGUGACCGGUUACGACUACAGCUAUGAAUUGAUAGAAAAAGUAUUCAUCAAACUAAAAAAUUUAUUUGACGGUGACGAGAAAAGAGCCAAGCCUUUCGUACAGUUUCUCGACAACAGCUGGAAGGAAGUUAUUGAAGAAGUUGGUGGUCCCCUCAUAAAUCAAGUUAUAGGUGUAUACGUGGACUUAGUCAAGACGUUAUUCCUUAAGGUUCCAACCAAAGAUCUUGAAGUAUCAUAAAAUAUCACUGAUAAAUCAAUUAAAAGGGGAUUAUACAAAAAAAUGUAUUAUUUUUA
Pararge aegeria (speckled wood butterfly) is the source of this 838-nucleotide messenger RNA. RefSeq lists its product as uncharacterized. The record is from RefSeq and is a predicted model, not a curated record. Lineage: Eukaryota; Metazoa; Arthropoda; Insecta; Lepidoptera; Nymphalidae. The transcript has 5 exons. Bases 54 to 782 code for a protein of 242 amino acids.